Molecule: messenger RNA, 717 nt
Organism: Prorocentrum cordatum
Lineage: Eukaryota; Dinophyceae; Prorocentrales; Prorocentraceae
Source: the annotation of a GenBank genome assembly
GCCCCUUUGCAACCCCACCAGGGCGGCGUGCGCGAGCCUCCGGGGGGCGCGAGUGGCGCAGCGAUGGGCGCGGCGCGCGCGCGGCGGGCGGGCGCCGUCGCUGCCGGCCAGGGAUGCCGCGUAGCCGUUCCAGCAGCGGCGCUGGCGGCGCUGGCCGCGGCGGCGGCCUUGCGCCCGGGUGCGGCCGGGGCCUUCGCGCCGCCGCCGAGGGCGCUUGGCCGGCGGAGGGCGCUGGCCGCCGCCGGCCUCGUCCUCGCCCCGGUGCUCCCCGGCCCCUGCUUGGCGGCGGGGCCGGAGGAGGGCAAGAGGCGCGGCCUGCCCGCCGACGAGCUCGCGGCGAUCGUCCGGGAGGACCUGGUGAAGAGGCAGUUCUUGGCCACCGCGGACUUCACGCGGUCGGUCUACGAUGAGUCCUGCAUCUUCACGGACGAGAUCGACGCCUACCCGAUAGACAAGUUCGUCCAGGGGACCCAGAAGCUGUUCGUCGCAGAAGAGUCCAACGUCAACUUGGUGGGUGACGUGGAGGUGCUGGACGGGGGCAGAGCCCUGCAGUUCCGCUUCGACGAGACGCUGGCCGUGAACCUCCCGCUCGUGCACCCCAAGUGGUUGGUGAAGGGCACGUGCACCCUCACCAGGGGGGACGAUGGGCUGAUCACGGCCUACAGGGAAAGGUGGGACCAGACGCCGCUGGAGGUCAUCCUCAACACCCGCCUGUGA